AUGGUUGAGCAAGGCAAACCACGAAGCAUCCGGGCGAAGGCGAAGAAAUCGCCGUUCGUGGAGGUAGAGGUUGACGAGAUUGGCCAGGCUAGUGGGGUGGUGUUUGAAAGGGAAUCAGCGCUGGCGCCUAAGAACGACCGAGGAUGCAGCGUCAGCCAUAGUCAUGGGGACGACGAAACACAGGAAUCGGAUGGGUGCGUGCAAAGCCAGGGGCUAGACGAGCAUGGGUGGGUGGACUUCGGUCACUCCCUGCAGCUGGUGCUGUUCUCGCGGCAGUGGAGCCUUGCUGAAAGUCUUGUUGAUCUAGCAGAUCAGCAGUCGAUGCUGGAUUAUGGCCUGUCGAUUGCCCUUGAUGCCAUAUGGUUCUUGCGGACGAAACGGGAUCUUGAGGGGCUCAACAGUCUGAUAGCGAAGAUUGUGGCCUCAGGGGCAAAGGAUUUUGCCAGAGCAAUCCUCAGGACGUCGCUGCUUGCAUCAUGUGUUGCAGCCUGCCAAAGCAAGGCUAUCACUGUGGGUGAUAGCAAGGAGAUCGUCGCAGAGAGAUUGCAUGAACGUCUGCGAGAUUGUCCUGGUGCCGAGCAUCUAAAAAUAGAGGCAGGCGCCAAGGUGCAGAAGUUUAUGGAAUGGGCUUUACAGUGUAUUCAUAUGCACCAUUGUUCUGAAGACACACAUAGGUACAGAUGGAGCUGCAAUACUCUCCAAGAGGUACAGUUUCAUUUAUCAGCAUUUAGAACCUUCUUGGACACAGCUGGUGACAACUUAAGUGGCAAGAUUUUCACUGAGGCAUUUGAUGCGGUCUGCUUCCCCCUUACACUCUUCUCAAGUUUAUUUGAACCUGGAUGGUCUUCUGGGAGUUCAGCAGUCUCCAUUAAGGGCCUUUUAUCAUUGCUGGUGGAAGGAGGCGCUGACAAUGUAAAUCAGUGUUUCCUUGAAGCAGCACGCUUUGGAAGUACUGAACUUGUACGCAUUCUGCUGGAGGUUGCAUAUCAGAAUAGCUUGGCUGUGGACACCGAGCUGGCUCUAGUGUAUGCUUCUCAUUACUGCAAGUUUAGCACAAUGGAAUGCCUAGUUGAUGAAGGGAACGUGAGUUCUUUCCUUAGCCCUCUGAUAAAAGCUGCAGAGCGUGGGUGCUUGCAGGUUGUCCACUGGUUCGUCAGUCGAGGCAUCUCUGACAUUGAGAUGUGCCUUGCCCUGACGACUGCUGCCUCCAGUGGCCAUUUCAUGGUCGCCUCGUACCUGCUUGCACAUAUCCCCCAGCAAAUCCUUGAAGCUCUCAGCACACAGAUCCUCAAAGCUGCAAGGGGCCAGGGCAGCAGGUCGCUUGAUGGUGUCACCUUCCUUCUGAGAUCCAACUUCCUAAGAGACGCAGCUGCAACAUACGAGGCCGCAGACAUCAUUGCAACCGGGGGCACCGACGGCGAGCCCCCAGACCUGGUUGCCUUCCUGAAAGAACACUGGUCCCAGGGUGCGUUUGCUGAAGGGGUGAGCACCGGCGAAAUGCACUUCGUGAAUGUCAUGAGGGUCCUCAGGAGAGGUGCGUCCCCGAUCUGCCUGGAGGACCUCCCGUCUGAGAUGGUGCUCGGCAUCACGUACCUGCCACUGUACCGUGAGUGUGUGAGCGCGGGUGGGCAGCUGCUACCCCAAAGGCUGAGGGGGGAGCUGCUGGAGGCGGUGCACCGGCUCGGUGAGCCUGUUGGCACGGAGAGCCAGGGGAAGGACCUUGUGCGGGCACUAGAGCGCCACAUGCCGUCGUUCUUGGUUGGAUCUUGA
Messenger RNA from Miscanthus lutarioriparius, 1770 nucleotides. The record is from the annotation of a GenBank genome assembly. NCBI's taxonomy places the organism in Eukaryota, Viridiplantae, Streptophyta, Magnoliopsida, Poales, Poaceae.